Messenger RNA from Musa acuminata AAA Group (dessert banana), 1805 nucleotides. RefSeq names its product aspartyl protease family protein At5g10770. Gene Ontology annotation, molecular function: aspartic-type endopeptidase activity. Gene Ontology annotation, biological process: proteolysis. The transcript is spliced from 2 exons. The record is from RefSeq and is a predicted model, not a curated record. NCBI's taxonomy places the organism in Eukaryota, Viridiplantae, Streptophyta, Magnoliopsida, Zingiberales, Musaceae. The coding region runs from base 289 to 1626 and encodes 445 amino acids.
UAUUCGACUUUGAACUGUUAGCAGUCUUCCUUUCGAUCUCAUCGUUGUGUCGUAAACCAAAUAAUUUCGUGGAUUUUGCAGUGGGAAUGCGAAACUAAGCUUAAAUUGCUCCGUGAUUGUGUGGAAGAACUUGACGAUGCCAGUCAAUUCGAAGUCAACGACUAGUCGACAUACUUGACUCAAAUCAGAGAACAAUCUGGUGGCACAAAGAAAGUGGUUUUGAAGUCUCUAUAUAUUGGAUGCAUUGCCGUAGCAAUCCUGCGCCCAGGGCUCGUCUCUUCCCAGCAAAUGGCUUCGGCUGCUCUCUUAAUCUGCUCUUCUGUUCUGUUCCUGAGUCACUGUUCUUCCCUUGCUAACGGAGAAGACGCUCAGAGCUACCACGUGGUUCGAAAUCAUAAUUCGAGUCCCGAAGUUGUCUGCUCCUCAUCCAAGGGAUCUAACGCCACCGCCUUCCCGUUGGUGCAUCGGCAUGGACCCUGCUCCCCCUUCGACGACAAGAAACUGCUAUCGCUAGAAGAGAUUCUUCUGAAAGACCAACUUAGAGUCAACUAUCUCCGGCGAAGUGCCUUGAAGUCUUCCGCCAAGCCACAGGUCGAUGAUUCCAAGGCAAGCAUCCCCGCGGAGUACGGAGGAGGGGAGUACGUGAUCACAGUCGGCUAUGGCACCCCCAGCCGAGAGCAGACUGUGACGAUGGACACCGGGAGCGACCUGAGUUGGAUCCAAUGCAAACCAUGCUCCGCGUGCUACUCGCAGCAGGAGCCGAUCUUUGACCCAUCCCAAUCAUCCUCCUACACCGCGAUCCCUUGCAACUCGCAGGACUGCAGUCAGCUCCGAAGCAGCUGCUCCAGCUCUUGCGCUUAUGGCAUCACCUACGGCGAUGGGUCGACCACUUCAGGAGUCUACAGCUACGACAGACUGACGCUGUCGCCAAACGACGUGAUCGAGGACUUCCUCUUCGGGUGCGGCACCGACAACGAAGGGCUGUUCCAAGACACCGCAGGGCUCGUGGGUCUCGGCCGCGGCAAGCGCUCUCUGGUGUCCCAAACGUCGCAAGUUUACCACUCGGUCUUCUCCUACUGCCUUCCUUCGACUCCCAGCUCCACCGGGUUCCUGAAACUGGGCGAACCUGGUGACGCCUCCAACACCGUUUACACUCGAAUGCAGACCAGCUCCAAUCAUCCAAGCUUUUACUUCGUUGACCUGAUCGGAAUCAGCGUCGGUGGGCAGCAACUGGCCAUUUCGCCAUCGGUUUUCUCGUCCCGUGGCACGAUCAUCGACUCUGGCACUACCAUCACUCGCCUCCCGGCGUCGGCCUACGGAGCCCUGAGGUCUGCGUUCCGGAGCUACAUGUCCCAGUACCCUGCCGCGCCUCCUACGCGAGUACUCGAUACCUGUUAUGACUUCAGCGGCCACGAGACCAUAACAGUCCCCAAAGUAGCGCUGCACUUCGAUGGAGUCACACUGGAUCUCGACACAUCUGGGAUCCUCAGGCAUGACUGCUUGGCUUUUGCUGGGUACGAGGGCGGUAGCUUCGGAAUCAUUGGCAACGUGCAGCAGCAAACGUUUGAAGUGGUCUAUGAUCUAGGAAACGAGAGGAUUGGAUUUGUGCCGCAGGCUUGCAGCUGAUUGAUUCACCACGCAACCACCUGCUCUUCGUUUUCAGCAUCAAUAAGAACAAUGGGUGACAAAAUGAAGACACCCGGAGUCAGUAUGUUCAUAUAGUAUAGAUUCUGUUCCUCUGAAUCUAUUAUCAGUAUGUUUUGUCUCCUUUUGUCCGUAAAGUUGAAUUUGGCAGUCAUUCUUCA